CGUGAACACCCCUUUCUACCGCGAACUUGCGGUGAGAGCCGCCGUGACGGCCCACGCGUUUUUCGACAUGUUGUCAGAGAAGCGGGUCUUCCUGGACACCCCGUGCGAUGUUCAAAGCGAUUUGAAGUUGUCUCUACCCAUUCAGCAGGGUGCCGGGGUGGGUUCUACUGGUGCAACAAUGGGAGCGGAGGGUUCGGGGGUCGUGUGUUCGCGGGAGAUGUCCCGUGCCGACAGUCGGGGGAAUUUCGACACCGACGAAGAGGACGAGGCCCUGGUGGCCGUUGCCUCGCUUGCAACGCCGACUCGGGUCUUAGCGCUGCGUAUUCAGGAGCGGCUCGCAGACUGUUCGCUUCGGGAGGAGUGGUCGACGCCCACCAAGGGUUCUCGUCCCGUGGCCGGUGAAGACGUUCGUCUUCAAGAAGUGGGGUGCGGUGGUGACGACCUUCGAGAAAACACUGCGGUCGUUUACGACGCGAGGCUGUCGGCGGGGGACGCUGCGGCGGUGGCGGUCCAUCAGAAAGUCACUCCCACGGACAUAUCUGAGAUGCCUUUCCAUCCUUGCGAGUGGMCGUUGUCGACCACGGGACACAAAGGGAAGGUGUACAAAGAGAUGGAGCGGAACCCGGGGCAAUUGGCGAAUCUGUUGGYGUUCCUCUGCAAAAAAGGGGAAGGUGUCACGUUCAUCGGGAAACCACAUGCGCAAGUCGUGUGGGAGGUGUUGCAAAGUGGGCGUCAUGUCGUCGCGUUGGAAGGAAACUCGGAGUUGUUGCAGUACAUGGUGGACUACGUCAAAUGCGAGGUCAACUCCGGAGCCAGCCGAUGCGAGUUCGUCGUGCGGACCGAGAAAGCGGUGCGCGUCUGGGAUCCGUCGACGGACAUGUGGUUCAAAUUGAGCGAGAGAAAAAGAAACAAGAUUUUCCGCUUCCUCUUCCUGGAAACCCGGCCGAAGAGUGAAGCCAACCAGGAGCACAUGCGACGCAGGGACCACAUGUUGUCGUUGCUUGACAACUACCAUGGCGCCGAUCGGAGAAAUGCGAAGAACUUUCUCGACAGGUUGGCGGGUCUGUACUUCGAAGAGUCUAUCCAGAUCUUGAGGUACCACGACUACGCGUCGAUGGUAUCCACCGAGGAUGAGGACAAAACAGGGAUUGUAUUUGAAGCUGGCAUGACAGAGGAGGGCAGCGAUACGGAGAGUCUCGACAUCGGUUACGCACCCUCGCCUGGCUCGACCACCGCCUGUUCUUCAGCAGCCGGCCCGUUGACCAGCCAACCCCCGCAGACGACACAGACGUUAACGACAACCUCGGGAAAGACACCGAAGAAGUUGUCGUCAAGACUGCGCCCCGUUGGAGCUUCCGCUGCCCCGUUGCGUCCUGGGAGUUUUGUUCCUCUCGAUCACCCGUCUCGACGCGACGAGAGCAUCCACUUCGAGGGCCACGACCAGACCAGGUCCGGCGAGGCGGAUUGGGGCCAGGACAUGAUUUGGCAUCCAGGGACCAUACAGCCUGCGGUUCUGAAGGGCGAGUGGGUCAUGGCCAUGAUCAAUGACGACAGGCAAUUGGCGUCAUACGCGCGCAUGUCUGUGUCCGAAUUUCUAGACUUGGCUAGGGAAAUGGUGGCAGAGAAGGUUAGGGCAGAAAAUCCCAGGGUCGCCAGGGACGACCUGUCCAUCGCCUACACCACCGACAUACUCAUCGGCGACACAAAGAACGAUCUCGGGGGCGGCCGACAAUUCGACAGCGAGGUCAAGUGUGGGGACGACCCUGCGGCUGCGCAGGUGCUCAGAAGUCCUGCAAGGCAGUCGUCGCCGUUAUCUGGAGACGUUAAGCAGGCUGGUAAGCGCUGAUCGGUUCACUUCUUGUCGCGCUGUUCUGCUCACGGAUGCAACAUUCAGGAUUC
Messenger RNA from Chara braunii, 1899 nucleotides. The record is from the annotation of a GenBank genome assembly. NCBI's taxonomy places the organism in Eukaryota, Viridiplantae, Streptophyta, Charophyceae, Charales, Characeae.